Messenger RNA from Pocillopora meandrina, 3023 nucleotides. NCBI's taxonomy places the organism in Eukaryota, Metazoa, Cnidaria, Anthozoa, Scleractinia, Pocilloporidae. The record is from the annotation of a GenBank genome assembly.
GAUAAUUGUCGAGUGAUUGAAUUCAAAGAAGGAACAAAAAAUAAGAUCUUAACAAAUCACGUCAUUAGGGGAGAUCAUCUGCCAGACAAAGACAUUUGUGAAUUGAGAUGCUAUCUUGAACCAAACUGCGUGUCCUACAACUAUGGUCCACUGUCAGAUGGAACAUUCACAUGUGAACUGAAUGACAGGACCCACUUACAAGUCCCCGACUCCCUUGAAGACAAAAGUGGAUUUGUAUACACAGAAAUUUUUGUAAGUACGGCCUGGUAACAUGCAGUUUUAAUUUACAAAGGUGAUCAAUUUACGAACAAAAAAAACUCGGAUAUAGUGUUGUUCCCUUUGAUUUUAUUUAUUUAUCUAUUCAUCAUUUUAAAAUUGAUUUAUUGUAGAAAUUGAUCUAUUUUCUUCUUAUCUUUUCAGAAUCCUUGUGAGAGCAUUCCAUGUGCCAAUCACGCCACAUGUCAAGCGGGGUUUGGUAACCAUGGAUACCGCUUUAUUUGUCCUGCUGGAUAUCGAGGAGUUCAGUGUGAAACAGGUGAGGAAAAAAACAUCUAACGAUAAAAAGAUGAGUUCAGACAGUUCAAUAUUUAAUUGAGUUUACAAUAAAGUUAACCAGCUAUAAUUGCCAAAAAAUUAUGCGUGCAAUAUUAAGAUGGAGAAAAGACAGGAGAACAGGCGUAAGAAUCCUGACUAAAAAGAUGUGAAAAGGACAGCCAGGAAGAGGAACAGAAAGAAAAGUACAGAGAUACACAAGGCCACUUUCACAGAGUUGGAAGAAAUGUCUUAUAAUGGAGAGUUUUUAGCUUUGGUUUUUUUUUCUUAAAUUCUGUGAAGAUGUUGAUGAAUGCCUAUUAGGAAAACACGAUUUUCCUGCUGAGCGCGAAUGUGUCAAUAAUUUGGGUUCAUAUCAGUGCUCACAUUGUCGACCUGGAUAAAUUGACUAUGGAGAGACUAGAGCAAAUUGACGAUGGAGAGACAAGAGUUACCGCUGUAUUUGUUCUGAUGGAUAUGAAGGAGAGCUUUGCCAAAUAGGUGAGAAAGGAAACUCCUUGCGAUAGCAGGUCUUCAUCUCCCAGGUGCACAGUUAAUGUUACCCAAUAAAGCUGCAAAUAAAGUAGCCUCUCAGCAAGGAGAGUUUAUAUCCUCAUCUGUCUAAUCAAUACAGCCUUGAUAACUGCAUUAAAGGAUCUCUCCGUCAUAGAGCAAGGGGCAAGUUAGAUUUGUUCAGUAUGUGCUCUCUCAAUUGAAUGCUAGAAGUUGUCAGAAGGAUUGAAACUCCAAGGUUGUGACAACUGGAGAAGUCGUGAUAAGAUGUUCUUCUGCCGCAUUAACCGAGGGGCGAUACAAAGUAUUACUGUCGUGAUGUGAUAAAUCCUAGAUAAUGGAGCCUACAGAAAAACGAGAAAGUAAGAGAAUAUCGGAAUAAGAAUGGGUGAUAUGAAGGGAAAAGUGCCUCAUGUUGUCAAUUGUAGAUAUUUGAUGCAAGGGCAAGAACAGAAAUGAAACGAAUAAAAGUAUAAGUUUCGUGCUGAAAGCAAAUAUUUGAAAUUUUGCAAAAACUGACAGAAAUAAUUGAUUAAUACGAUGGAGGUGCACUUUAGAUGAAUAAGAUCUAUGUCAAAAUAAGGAACAUUAUGGUUUUUUUCAUCUUCCUUUAAUCUUGAAUAGAUAUUGACGAAUGCGUCUUAGGCAAGGAGAAGUGUUCCUCUGAUGGCAGUUGUGUUAACGUUAUGAGCUCAUACGUCUUAGUUUUCCGUCUCGUGUAACUCGUGUGUAGAUAUUGAUGCGUGUACAUCAAGCAAACACGAUUGUUCCUCUGAAGGCGACUGUGUUAAUGUCGUGGGUUCAUAUCAGUGUUCUUGCAAGCCUGGAUUUACUGGCAAUGGUAAAAUUUGCCAAGGGAAGAUUUAUUUUAUAUAAAAGUGCAAAGCUAUUGAUUACUCUCUUCACUAGUCUUGCAAGUCAGAAAUAACUGAUGCGUUUCGCAAGGUCAAUUGUCCUUAAAAUCACUGCUAAAAAAGGGUCAGUCUUUACAUUUUUAUGUAACAGAGAAGGCUGCCUUCACAUCAUAAUCAGCAAAGUUGCUUUUUUAAGGAUAUUUAAAAUAUACAGAACGAUGCCGAACUUCUGGCAAACCUGUGACUUCACGACCUCAGCACGUUACACUUUUUAGUAGACUCUGGGAAACGCAAAAAAACAACCCCACCUAUUCUGAUAAUUUCCCUACACCUUGAUUAGUCUUAUAUUCAAUUACUACUUAGAUAUCGAUGAGUGUAACGAUGGAAGCCAUGACUGUCACUUUGCGGCCGAUUGUAAAAACACCGCUGGAUCAUUCGACUGCAGCUGUCAGUCUGGACACCUUGGAGAUGGACGGCACUUUUGCUCAGGUAUAUCUUGAUCUUUAACCCAAAACAAACAAAUGUGAGUGAGUAGAGUGGUUUGAACAUAACCAAAGUUAUUCUUUUAUUACUUUCCUAAAACAAAUCACUGAAUUUAUUUUGCGUUACCAUUUCUAAGACACGAAAACCUAAGGCUUUCUUUGAAACCUGACAAACUAUUUAACAGAUUACUGGAAAAAGGUCAACAUCGAUCCUGUCUGUUUUGGGACAAAAGAUGACGACCACGGAACUUUUUAUAUCCAAGAAGCCGGUCAAAUCUACACAUUUAAACUUGUCCAUACAAGUGGCUCCGUGACAUGCCACACUUCGAAAACAUCAACAAAGUGGGGAUGCUCAUUGCCAAUUUACGGAAAUCACAAUAUAAUGACGGUGAUAACUUACAGCAACAAAACAGUUCUUCCGCUUGCUGAGUUCUUGAAAGGCAGCGACAGAACAUACUAUACUUACCAACUUGACGGUGCCGAUUUCAACUCCGCAACACUAGUGUUUAAGCUUCUACCCACCCCACUGGUUGUAUUGGUUGGUCAGCAGUUUCAGUUAUGGUAUGCGCAUGACUUGGUCAAUUAUACUGAGAAUAAUAACGAUGGUAAGACAUGCGCGGACGUUUAUGCUCUGUACCAUUGA